This is a messenger RNA of Atta colombica, 1539 nucleotides long. RefSeq names its product phosrestin-2 (gene Arr1). Gene Ontology annotation, molecular function: G protein-coupled receptor binding. The transcript has 2 exons. Lineage: Eukaryota; Metazoa; Arthropoda; Insecta; Hymenoptera; Formicidae. Gene Ontology annotation, cellular component: cytoplasm. Bases 19 to 1158 code for a protein of 379 amino acids. Gene Ontology annotation, biological process: G protein-coupled receptor internalization; signal transduction. The record is from RefSeq and is a predicted model, not a curated record.
GACAAAGACAUUUCUACUAUGGUGGCGAAUUUCAAGGUCUACAAAAAAUGUUCACCCAACGGUAAGCUCGCUGUUUACCUAGGUAAACGCGACUUCAUCGACUACCUGUCGGGUACCGAACCGAUUGACGGUGUAGUCCUAAUCAGUCCGGAAUAUGUGGAUAGCAACAGGAAAGUAUGGUGCCAGCUAUUGUGCAGCUUUCGCUACGGACGCGAAGAAGAUGAAGUGAUGGGUCUCAAUUUCCAAAAGGAUCUCUUCCUGGCGUCAGAGCAGAUUUUUCCACAAAUUAAGAAACCCGAAUCCAAUCCUACCAAGCUGCAAGACAGGUUGUUGAAGAAACUGGGUUCGAAUGCGAUUCCCUUUACCUUCACAUUCCCGCAGAGCGCGCCGUCUAGCGUGACUCUUCAACCUGGACCCGACGAGACCGGCGAGCCGUGUGGCGUAAGUUACUACAUAAAGGUAUACUGUGGCGAUACGGAGACCGAUGUGACCCACAAGCGUAGCACCGUCUUGAUGGGCAUCCGCAAGAUCCAAUACGCGCCCACGAAGCAGGGUCGUCAGCCGUGCACGGUGGUGCGCAAGGACUUCCUGCUGAGUCCGGGCGAGCUCGAGCUCGAGGUUACUCUGGACAAGCAGCUCUACAAUCACGGCGAGACGAUCGCUAUCAAUGUGUGCGUGCGUAACAACAGCAACAAGAUAGUGAAGAAGAUCAAGGCGCUGGUACAGCAGGGCAUCGACGUAGUGAUUUUUCAGAACGGUCAAUUCCGAACGGUAAUAGAAGCGAUUGAGACACAGGACGGUUGCCCAAUCAAUCCCGGUUCGACUCUACAAAAGGUGCUUUACCUGAAGCCUUCCUUGACGAGCAAUAAGCAUCGUCGCGGCAUCGCCCUCGAUGGCGUAAUGAAACGGGAUGAGAGCGACCUCGCGUCCAGCACUCUGCUUACCUCGCCGGAUGUGCGCGACACUUUCGGCAUCAUCGUAUCCUACGCCAUCAAGGUCAAGCUUUAUCUGGGCGCUCUGGGCGGCGAGUUAACGGCCGAGCUGCCAUUCAUUUUGAUGAGACCCAAGCCAUCCGAUCGGGUUAAACUUGUUCCAACAGACAGCGUACUGAUUGAAGACAUCCCGCACGAGAAGGUCGACGAGAAAGUCGACUUCUAAAAUAACAUUUUAAUAUCCCAUGGGAUCCCAUCGUCUGAGUUCUCGUUUCAACCGCUUCUCGCGCCCAACUUUCUAAUUAGCAUAUCGACCAGGCACGAAGAUGAUACAUCCAAAAGUGAUUUAAAGGGCGUGCCUUAAUUCGGAAGUAGUCACUUAAUUUUUUUUACCUAAACAAUCAUUUGGGAUAUUUCUACAUUCCUUAAUUAAAAUCACUAUUAUUAACAACAUAUUAGGAAUGCGUAUUCUAAAAAAUUACUGGAUACCGGAUAUCCGGACAGAAUACAACAUUUCUUCGAGUCGGAUAUCCGACAUUUUCCGGAUAUCCGACCGGAUUCCGAGAAAGUGUCUUCUAAAAAAAAAACAAAAAACAAAAAAAGGCCU